This is a messenger RNA of Trichoderma aggressivum f. europaeum, 1089 nucleotides long. RefSeq lists its product as uncharacterized. The transcript is spliced from 5 exons. Bases 1 to 1089 code for a protein of 362 amino acids. Lineage: Eukaryota; Fungi; Ascomycota; Sordariomycetes; Hypocreales; Hypocreaceae. The record is from RefSeq and is a predicted model, not a curated record. Gene Ontology annotation, molecular function: oxidoreductase activity.
AUGCAUGACCUCAAGAGCAUCCCAACAAAGGCUUAUGUUGUUGAGAAGAAAGGUGCCCCAUUUAUUCUCCCAGACAUUUUACUUGACGAAAUACAGAGCCAUGAGGUCCUUGUGGAGAUCUUGUACACCGGCCUGUGCCAUACAGAUAUCGUGGUUCAACAUGGCGGCAUGCCCGUUGGUGGCUAUUCCGCCAUUCUAGGCCACGAAGGUGUUGGGGUUGUGCGCAAGAUUGAAUUCGGUGUUUCUAAUCGACGUUUGCUUCCUGGUGACAUCGUGAUCCUAUCAUUCCAUACGUGCCAACAGUGUCGAUAUUGCCAAGAGGGGAAACUCGGAAGUUGCACCCGUAUGACAGAGAUCAACUUCGUCAAAACGGGCCGGGCUGGUCCUGGAAUGAACUCGCCAGCCUCUCCUCCAGAUGGAACGCCGGUUUUUGCGCAAUUCUUUGGGCAGUCCUCUUUGAGCAAAUUGAUGAUGGUUCCAGAGAUAUCUGUGGUGAAAGUCGAGUUGCGUCUUGAAGAUAACCUCUCCUGCUUGCCACCGUUAUCAUGCGGCUAUCUGACUGGAGCAGGAACGGUGUUCAAUGCACUGCAGCCGAAGAAAUCCGACACGGUUGCAGUCGUCGGAAUGGGUGCUGUGGGAUUCGCAGCUUUCCUUGGGGCUUCUCAUACUAUCAACUCUGGCGCAUUCCAUGAUAUCAACGAGGGCAUCCGAAGUAUCUUCCCAGAUGGAGUUGAUAUGAUAGUCGAGACAACAGGAGUGGCCGUUCUGGCAGAGACAUCAGUGAAAGCUCUGGCUCAUGGAGGAGCAUUGGCUCUUGUUGGCGUGCUGCCUCCAGAAGCAGAUAUCAAGAUCAAUGAGUUGGAUGUGUUGGUGUCUUGUAAGAAGAUUGUAGGCGUUAUUGAAGGAUCUACCAAUCCUCACGAGAUGAUUCCGCGGCUUGUUGAGUUGUACAAACAGGGCAAAUUUCCUGUAGACAAACUGUCUAAGGUCUACCCAGCCGAACAAUUGGACCAAGCUUUGGAAGAUCUGAAGACUGGAAAGGUGAUUAAGCCAGUUUUGUCGUGGGAAAGCGUGGCUUCAUCUGAAUAG